Molecule: messenger RNA, 221 nt
Organism: Prorocentrum cordatum
Lineage: Eukaryota; Dinophyceae; Prorocentrales; Prorocentraceae
Source: the annotation of a GenBank genome assembly
GCAGCAGCCACAGGAGCAGCGACGGCUUCCACGUGGCGGACUCGGACAGGAGCCAGAAGACCGUGCCGCCCCUGCUCGGGCGGAGGGAAUCGCUCAAGACGCAGAGGCCUUGGCACAUCGCGAUCUCCCGCUGGGUUGUCGACAGCAGGGCAUUCAUAGUCACCACGACCCUCCUCACAAUCUACGCCCUCAUCGGCGACGACAUUCGCCUGAUGGCGACG